Molecule: messenger RNA, 2893 nt
Organism: Monopterus albus (swamp eel)
Lineage: Eukaryota; Metazoa; Chordata; Actinopteri; Synbranchiformes; Synbranchidae
Gene: mlf1
Product: myeloid leukemia factor 1
Exons: 8
Coding region: 274-987 (237 amino acids)
Source: RefSeq, a predicted model, not a curated record
GGUUUUAGAGUAGCUCUAAAUGAAAUUGUAGGACCUCAUAGUGCCAUUACGGAGAGUCGUCGGUGGAGCUACAACACCUGUGCUGGGCACAAAUUAUUUCUUGAGAAUUUUAAUCUCAUUUUUUGUUUACAGUUUCAAAAUCCGUGGAAAUGUUCAACAGUAUUCACAGGGAUUUUGAAGAAGAUCCGUUCUUCUCGUUAGAGCCUAGUGGAACUGUUACCUAGCAACGGCUGCUGUACGAACAGGGAUUCUUUCCGUAGUCACAGGGACCAUAUGCGGCAGAUGAUGCGUAGCUUUUCUGAACCAUUCGGCGGGCCCUUAAUGCCCAGUAUAACAGAUGGGAGAAGCAACGGUCAAGACAUGGCACAACAUCCUAACUCAUCUCUAGCGCUAAGGGAUGAACGCAGGGACAUGAUGAGGAACCCUUUCGGCAUGUUUGACGACAUGAUGUUCGGCAUGAGAAACAGGAUGGCGGAGAUGCACCAGAACUUUGAGAACCUGUCCACAGAUUCAAACACCCACUCAUUCAGCUCCUCAUCAGUCAUGACAUAUUCAAAGUCUGGAGAUGAGCCUCCCAAGGUCUUCCAGGCGACCUCAUCGACACGCCGUGCCCCGGGAGGAAUCAGGGAGACCCGGCAAGCAGUUAAAGACUCUGAGAGUGGGCUGGAGAAGAUGUCAAUUGGCCACCACAUCCAGGACAGGGGACAUGUUGUUGAGAAGAAAUACAACAAGAAAACAGGAGACAAGGAGUUCAUCCAGGACUUUCAAAAUAUCGAUGAAUCUGAAGCACAGUCUUUUGACAGUGAGUGGCAGCAGAGGGUGUCCACCUUUCAUCAGCCCAGCCCCAUGUCUCGCCUGGAGGACCCCCAACCCCGUGCUGUUCACCGGGCUGCCAUCACCGGCCCUGAAAAGGGCCACAAAGACCAACCAAAGGGCAAGGCCAAGGGUAAAAGCAAGAGAAAGGAAUCAAGCUCGCAAAAACAGUAAAAAACAUGUUUAUGUGCUUAUUAAAGUCUAUCAAGCAUCCAUCAUACAGUACACUCUGGUGCUCUAUACCCACACAAACACACCCUGGUUUCUUCAACUAGACAGAAUCAGAAGGCAGUGAGCCAGAUUUUAAAACAUUUAAGAGACUAUUGUACACUACUCCUGCUCACUUUCCACAGCAAUAUGAAAGACAGCCUGCUGAGAAGUGAACCCUGCUGAAGUUGGCUGCCCUCUUCCAGUGCACCUUUAAUGUGCUUUUUCAUCAGUCAAAGGGCUCUUUCUAACUCCGUGUUAAUAGCUUCAGACUUAUGUUUGGAAAAAAAAGACAUGUUUGGCAAGGCACUAAAACAAAAUCGGGAAUGGCAUCUUUUAAGGUCUCUGCAAGUUCAUUUUCAUGUCACAGUGGUUUUAGCCAAAAAUGAAGGCAGUUGAAGGUUGACAGGUAUCUAACGUGCUAAGCUAUGCUCUGGAGAAUGGUCAACAAGAAAGUGAAAUAUAUGUGAUUUGUAACAUGCUCUUAUAUAAUAAUUGUACAGAGGGUCCUUAUUUAUCACAUCAACCGGUAAAACUGAAAGUGUCAGUGUUUCUGUGGACAUAGUGAUAUAUAAACAGAUUAACAUAAACUCAUACAGUGUGAUACAUUACCAUAUAAGUAAAAUGGCACUAUCAUUAUACAUUAACAGUCAAAGAAAAUAUUAAUAUAACUUUGCAUCAGAUGAAUAGUUAGCUCAAGGUAAGGUGUUUUUUGUUUUUCAUCAUUUUGAUGAUGCAACAAGACACAAAGUAGUGAUUCACUGACAGUUUGAAAUCCACUAAUGCACUUAGACAAUGUCUAAAUUUCAUUUUGUAAUUAUAUUGUCUAGUACCUGUUCUAGAUAUGUGUAUUUUAUCUGCUGUAAUUGUUGUAAAAAGAAAAUACUUCUCCCUUUUUAUAUUGUUACUUUGGUUUCUUGUUUUUUGCCUGAUGAAUUCUGCUCUAUGACGCAAUCUCCUCAUACCUGCAUUAUUCUCAGUAAUUUCAGCUUGUAUAUUUUUUUCAAGCUUAAAAAAAGCUGUCAAUACAGAUUACUGCCUGACAAUAAAUAUUUGAAUACAUAAAGAUGUAUCCGUUUGUUUAUCAGUCCCAUACCUGUUAAUGUUCACUGACAAGGAAGAACAGAAGUUAAAAAGGCGACUUUCUCAGCUUGUACGCUGGUGUAGACCUACAAAAGGUUUAUGAGAACGCGAGCCUGCAUUAUGCUGAACCUCUCACUGGUUUUGUAGUGACCCAGGGUGGUAUUUUUGGAUCUAAGCACUUGUCAGUAGCUGAGAUUGGUCUAAGAUGUUACCCAGCUGCAAGCCCACCAGGGUCACCUCUCACAUUCUUGUUAGACUUCAUUAAUCCUUUAGCUUCAACAUACAAUACGAAGCAACAAAACAGCGUCUCUGACUAAUAUAUAGCUCCACAAGAAACCAAAUGUGAGCUGCAUCUUCAUUCAGUCUAGGGACACAGAGCACGAGGACCAGUGUGAUUAGCGUUAGGUUUUCUCUCUCAUGUUUAUGUAACACAGACGAUGAGACACACUCAGAAUAUUUAGGAUGAUGACAAUCAGCUCAGUGUCAAACACUAUACCCACUAUAUCAUCAUCAUCAUUCUUUAAUAGGAUUGUGAAAGGACAGCUCAGCUACUGCCUAAUGCAUAUGACCACUUUUACUGAAAAGACACUUUAUUCUGUUCUUUGGAAUUUUUGAGCUCUCUUUUCUUCCAGCGUUCCAAUCUUAUACAAGUUUCUUGCAGACAAACCAGAUAAAAUGCUCUCUUGAAACUGUGUGGUAAUUCACCUGCACAAUUGGACAAAUCAGUGAGACAUUCAGCUGCAGAUGGUCUUUUAAAAUCUUGUAUUUUGUCACUACACCUAUGACUAAU